Messenger RNA from Moneuplotes crassus, 692 nucleotides. The record is from the annotation of a GenBank genome assembly. Lineage: Eukaryota; Ciliophora; Spirotrichea; Euplotida; Euplotidae.
GAAAAAUAAUGGAGAAAGGUAAAUACCCUCAGCAUAAAGAUCCACAGAACCUCUCCUCAUUAGGUGAGAGAAUGAUGCCACAGAGAAUUCAUACUGGUGCUGUAUACCAGAAGGAGACUAAUCUUCAAUUCAGAAUCCACUGGGCAUUGAUAUUUAACAUCAUAAUGCUCAUCGUCGACACUUGGUACUUUGCACAAGAGAGUCCAUAUUUCUUUAAGCACUCAGGAUCUUUAUUUAAGGCAUUUCUGUUGGUUCAUCAUUCAUUGAUUGGUCUGAAUAUUAUCUGGCACUUUAUGAAAGAUUGUGACUUGUUGAACAAAGUUAUCUUAGCACUUUCAUAUACCACAUUUGUCUUUGCUGCUUUUAGCUUACUAUAUACAAUAGCUGCUAUAAAUAUGGAGCAAGAUACCCUAUUCGAAGCUAUCAUAUCUUUAAUUUUCGUUAAUGUCCCUGGAGCACUUUUAGGAUGGUCAGCAUGGUUACUUGUGAAAGAACAUUUGAACAGAGACGACAUCCAUACAAUAGCAUAUACUGUCCCUGAGCAGCCCAUGACCCAGACCACUCAGUUGAAGGCUCCUCAGAUCUCCAAAAUCCCAGCUGGAUACGUUCCCGUGAUUAUUAAUGAAAAUGGAGUAGCUCAGAUAAUCGAGAAUUUAGCUUAAUAAUCAUAUAUAAAAAGAUUGCUGGGUAAA